AUGAAGCAAGACAGAAAUGAAAAACAAUCCGUUGAUACAAAAGCGGGAAAGCCCAACACACUACAGAGGCCAGAUACUACACUAAAGGUCACCAAGGAACAACUUUUAGCCAAAGCAAACAAUAUGUACUCUCGAUUUAAAAUUCGACUCAAAUGGCUUUUGAAAAAAUCGAAUCGACCAUUCAAUACUGAUGACUAUUCAGCGUUCUUUUCCUGGAUAGUUGUUGGUAACGUGUUUUUGUUCUUUGUGGCAACAACGACAUUCUUCUCUCUUGUGAUUUUUACGGCAAAUACGGUGUUUGCACAAGAGUUUGUCGCUAGAAAGUUUGGAGAAAUAAUUACCAAAAAUUCAAACAUCACAGUCACGUUUGAGAGUGCAAUUGUCCCCGGUUGGUCAGACGGGAAAAUAAGUUUCAGAAAGUGCUUUGUUAGUAGAAGACCCAAAAAGAUCGAGAAAUUCACCAAGGGAUCCCAAAAAGCGGAGUACGAAAAGAGUUUACUUGUUAAUGACGACGUGGAUGAAAGCGAAAAAGACAUUUUUGAAGACGAUGGAAACUACACUCAGUUUGAUCUCACAAUAGAGGAAGUCAAUAUUUCAUUGUCAUUCAAUAAAUGGGUCAAUGGGACCGGCAUGAUUGAGACUUUGGAAAUGAAAGGUGUGCGAGGAAUAGUUGAUCGUACCCACGUGCGAUGGGAUCCAGACGAUGAUGCCACUAACUACAAGAAUGUGUACCAGCCUGGGGAUUUCGAAUUUGAAGAGUUCAAAAUGGAAGAUGUGUUGUUCGAAUUGAAGCAGCCCAAUGGGUUCAGGCCAUUUGAUGUUUCAAUUUACAAUUGCGAGUUGUCGAAAUUGAGAAAACACUGGUUGUUUUACGAUUUUUUGAACGCAGAGGUGAUGAGUGGCUCGUAUGACAACUCCUUGUUUACUGUACAUAAAAAGCAACGAUUGAGCGAUUUUUCAAUCAAUGACGAAGGGAGAGAGAGUCCACUGAGCAAAUGGAAAAGAGUGACUUGCUUGCGAGUAGACUCGUUGAAUAUAGAUCAUUUGAAUAGGGGACUUGAAGGCCCAUUUGGAUGGAUAACAAGUGGUAAGGUGGAUAUGAUUGGUGAAAUAAUGGUUCCACGGGAGGAUAACAACGAUAUUGGUGUGAAAGAGAUUGUCAAUAUGAUUGCCGACUCAAUAACAAAGGAGGCUACGAGGUACAAAAAUCCAGAAGUUCAGUCAAAGCAUCCCGAUAUGCAUACACGUUUGACACAUGAUGAUUACACUGAUAUAUCAAAGUAUUUCGUUCUAGAUCUAACCAUACGUUUAAAUAAUGUGAGGGCAACGGUGCCAUUCAAAGCACCUGAGUUGUCAUACAUCAAUUAUGCACUCAUUAGACCAAUUGUUGCCUAUAUCAACUCCAAAAACACAUUUAUCGAAAUCCACAACCGAGUGGUAAAGAACAUAAAAGAUUUUGAUGGCUCUUGGACCGUCUACGACUCGCUCUUGAUGGAUGAUAUUUCCGAGGAGGUUUAUGACAAUUUUGUUGAUUAUGUUGCUGAUGAGGAGGCGAGACUAAUUAGGGUCAAAAGGGUUGGCUUUUGGUCACUUCAGUUGUUUCUCCAAUUGGUGCUUCUUGGUUUGGGCACAUUGGCAUAA
Molecule: messenger RNA, 1641 nt
Organism: Lodderomyces parapsilosis
Lineage: Eukaryota; Fungi; Ascomycota; Pichiomycetes; Serinales; Debaryomycetaceae
Exons: 1
Coding region: 1-1641 (546 amino acids)
Biological process (GO): mitochondrion inheritance
Cellular component (GO): mitochondrial inner membrane
Source: RefSeq, a predicted model, not a curated record